Molecule: messenger RNA, 4722 nt
Organism: Rotaria sp. Silwood2
Lineage: Eukaryota; Metazoa; Rotifera; Eurotatoria; Philodinida; Philodinidae
Source: the annotation of a GenBank genome assembly
AUGUUAAGAUCUGUAGCAAAGAAAGGCAAUCGAGUCAAUCCAUGGGGCCUAAAUUUGAAUCCACAGCAACUUGCUCUUGGACAACCAGUUAUGGGUGAUUGGAAUGGUUUUUCAGGUAUUGGACCCUUUCGACAAUUUGGGCAACAACCAGCUGUUGUACCACAAUUUGGUGUUGGUUUUGGACAACCUAAUGCUGCUCAACAAAUCUAUCAACCGACUUUAGUACAAGAGACAAAAGUUGCUGAUACUGGAUUAACUAGUGGUAUUGCACAACAAGGUUUAAUUCCAUCUGAAUCUGCUGUUGCUACUACUGAAAAUCGUGAUGUUAAACAAGAUGUAUGCUAUAAUAUUAUUGAUUCAGUUUAUCCAUUAUUCUCAAUGUAUUGCUCGGUAUUACCACAAACAGCAUUUUCAUUACCAAACUUUUUUGGUCAUCAAACAAAACAAGAAGCACAUGAAUUAUUUAUUACAUUAGAACCAGCAAUAUACUCUAGAUGUUCUGCAUAUGUGCGUCUCUUUUUAUGUCCAUUAUUUUUUCCACCAUGUAAUGUUGAACCAAUACUUCCAUGUGCUAACUUCUGUAGAGCUAUACAACAUAGAUGUGGUGAUUAUGGUCUUUCAUCAAUUAAUUGUGAUAGACUUCCAGAAACAUCAGAAUUUUGUCCAACAAUUAUUGGACCAAAUCGUUUGAUCUAUGGUGACUAUAAAUUUCAUCAAUCUACAUCACACAAAAAGCACAACACACAACAGCCUGAUUCAAACUAUUAUUCCGAUUCAUCUUCGUUAGUUGGAUCACCAUCAACAUCUGAUAGUUCCAAUAAUAAAGCUGGUCAAACAGAAACUAAAACUGAUUUAUAUUAUGGAGAAAAAAUUUCAGGUGUUGGUUCUGAUUAUUCCAUUGUCAACGUUAAACCAGUUCAAGCUCAAAACGUAAUGCCCGACACACCUGAUCUUUCGAAAACAAAUACUGAUGGUUCAAUCAAUCAACAAUGGACCGGUGAAGGUUCAUCAGGUGCAUCAUCAUCUACUGGUGGAUCUUUCCGUGCAACUGAGAACCUUAUAAGAUCUGGCGGUUCAAGUUCCGAAUCAAAUAGUCUUGGAUCAGGACAAGGCAGCUCGAUUGAUCAUAUCUACUAUGGUGCACCGACUUAUAUUCCAAACAGUAACUUUAGAUUACCAUAUGGCAACAAUGAGAACUAUCGUAGUGGAUCAUCAGAUACUGAUAUCAUGAAAUCUGUCGACUCAUCAUUAUACGACAGGAAUAACAAUAACGGCGGUGCAUCAUCCAAUAGUGAUGCCACAAAAUAUACUGACUACUCAUUCGUUAACAAUAAAAACUACGUGGGUGGAUUAUCCGAUAGUAGUAAGACUGCAUCGGCUGACUCAUCAUUGUUCGGUAGAAAUGACAACUCUGGUGAUGAAUCAGGAUCCAUUAGAAAUUUCAUGAAGCCUGUUGGAUCAACAUCUAACGGUGGUGAAUCAUCCUCUGGUGAUAGUGUGACAUCUGUUGACUCAUCAUUUUACAGGAACAAUGAGCAAUAUGGUGGUGGAUCAUCCUAUGGUGAUACUAUCAAAUCUUCUGGAUCAUUACAAGGCAGCAGCAUGAAAUCUGGUGGCUCAUCAUCAUCACAAGACAGCAGCAUGAAAUCUGGUGGCUCAUCAUCAUCACAAGACAGCAGCAUGAAAUCUGGUGGCUCAUCAUCAAUACAAGGCAGCAGCAUGAGAUCUGGUGGCUCAUCAUCACAAGACAGCAGCAUGAAAUCUGGUGGCUCAUCAUCAUUACAAGGCAGCAGCAUCAGAUCUGGUGGCUCAUCAUCAUCACAAGACAGCAGCAUGAAAUCUGGUGGCUCAUCAUCAUUACAAGGCAGCAGCAUCAGAUCUGGUGGCUCAUCAUCAUCACAAGACAGCAGCAUGAGAUCUGGUGGUUCAUCAUCAUCACAAGGCAGCAUCAUGAAACCUGGUGGCUCAUCAUCAUUACAAGGCAACACUAUGCAAUCUGUUGACUCAUCAUCAUCUGUUGGUAACAAUAACAACUAUGGUGGUAGAUCAUCAUCAACUGGCAAUGCCUUCAAGUCUGUUGGAUCAACAUCUCAUAGCAGCAGUGGUAGUCACGGUGGUGCAUCAUACGGCAGAAGUGGUAGUUAUGGCUCAAUUAAUACACUUGAACAAACUGGUCUACCUUAUGGUAUUCAAUCAACAGCCGAUUAUCCUACUUAUUAUUUAGAAAAACUUGAUCUAUCUAAGUGUGGACCUCAACCACCGCCGAAAAAUCCAUGUACAAUGGAUGGUCCACAACUUCAUCCAAUACCUGGCUAUCCACAUUGUUACAUUCAAUGUGCACUUGAAAAAAUGUUUGUCAAACCAUGUCCACCUGAUCUUGUUUGGAAUCCACUCAUACCGGUUUGUGAUUGGCCCACAGUUCAUUAUUCAGGUGAUGGUAAUAAUUAUGACUCUUCGUCCUAUGGUACUAACACAUAUCAAAGUGGUUCAUCUUAUUCAUAUGGACGAAAAAAACGUUCGACAAUUGAACGCAAGAAACUAUUCAGAACUGGUAAUCCAUUCCCUUCUCUAACAAAGAUGAAUGUACCGUUAGGUCCAUCUGUUCCAGGUGUUGUUCCAUUACCAGGUUUUACCGGUCCUAUUGGGAUUGCAGGUCCACUUGUUCCACCACCAACUCCUCCAGCUCCAGCUGCACCAUCAAUGUUUCAUCAAAUCGUUCCACGAAUGUAUCCUAUAAUGCUUCCGCCCUAUCUACCAAUGCCAUCUCCAAUGUUUCCACAACAAGUCGCUGUACCACAGAUGCCUCAGCCAAUGUUUCCACAAGCAGCAGUGCCUCAGCUAGUGUUUGUACAACCAACAGUACCUCAACCAAUGUUUCCACAACCAACAGUACCUCAACCAAUGGUUCCACAACAAACAGUAUCUCAACGAAUGUUUCCACAACCAGUAGUGCCUCAGCUAGUGUUUCCACAACCAACAGUACCUCAACUAAUGUUUCCGCAACCAACAAUACCUCAAGUAAUGUUGCCACAACCAACAGUACCUCAGCUAAUGUUUCAACCAUCACAACCACCUCCUUCAACACCUACACUUCCACCUUUCAUGCCUCCUAUUUUUCCAUCUCUCCCAAUACCACUUAACGGACCAUUGCUUCCACCUCUUCCUAUGAAAAUACCAGCUACAUUCAUUCCUGGUCCACCACCUAUAUUUGGUGCUCCAUGGUUUGGGCCUUUUGAUCAACCUGCAGAAUCUGCUCGCGCACCUGUUGGACAGCCAUUUGGCUUUGGUUUCGGUGGUGGAUUUCCAUUUGCUCCCAAUUUCUAUGGUGGUUUUCAGCAACAAUUGCCAUUUCCCUAUAAUUAUUAUAGUUUCAAGAAACACGGAGAUAAAGGUGGUAACAAAAAUGACUAUGAUGAAGACAAUGACUAUGAUGCCUAUGAUGAUGAAAAAUCACUUUCUUCUGAUGAUGAUGCUUCUGACAAUUCAAAACCAACGAAACAUCUCAAAAAUAGUAAGGCGCAAAAUGAUGAUCGUUUAAAGCGUAAAAAACGUGAAUAUGACUUGAAUAAUGAUCAAGAUACAUCAUUGUCCGUAACAAACGAACAACAACCAUCCUUUAAUUCAAUUAAUCAACCAUUAAAUCAAGAAUCACUUUGUAUUGGUAAAACUAUGAAAACUAAUAUUCCACAUCCAACAGAUACAACAAAAUAUAUUUCAUGUUUAAAUGAAAAUAAAUAUGAAAUAAUGGAUUGUCCAACAGAUUUUAUUUAUAAUGCCUUAAUUGAUCAAUGUGAAAUAAAUAAAAAUACUGAAACUAUUUGUGAACAACAAAAUCCAUGUAUGAAUGAUGGUCAAUGUUAUCCAACAAGUUCAACAACAUAUAAAUGUAUAUGUCAAGGAGCUUGGACAGGUGAACGUUGUGAAACACCAUUAUCAUCAUGUGCAUUGAAUCCAUGUGGUGAAGGAAAUGAAUGUCAUUCAUUAAUAACAAGUGAUCAUAAACAAGAUUAUAUUUGUAUUUGUAAUAAACAACAAUCUUAUGGUUUAACUUGUGCACGAAAUACUGUACCAAAUCCAUGUAUGGGUGUAUCAACUGAUGAAGAACAAUAUUAUCCAUUUGCAUUUAGUGUUCAUGCUUUUAUACAAUGUGAUGGUGAUUUACUUCAUAUUCGACCAUGUGCAGCUGGUUUAUAUUGGAAUCAAGAAAAUAAAAUAUGUGAUCGAGAAGAAACAUCACCAACACGUUCAAUUGAAGAUCAAUCUCAAUCAUAUCAAAUAAAUUAUAAUACACAACAAUUAGAUCCAACAUAUAAUCGUCCAUCAGCUAAUUCUAUUGAUCAAAUUGUUGAUAAACAACAAGGUUAUCGUUAUCGAAAUUAUAAUCCAUAUACAACAUCAAAUUAUUUAAGAUACAAUCAAAUUCAUAUGCCUAAAGACACACCAAUGGUUUAUUCAUAUUUUCCACCAUUACCAAUGAUAAAAGAUAAUCGUCGUUUUAAAAAUCAACAUGACUAUAAUCCAGUUGAUAUGCAUGUAAUAAUAGAAGAUCAAAAACCAAUGCUUUCUGAUGAACAAUUUAGUCAAUCAUAUAAUCAAUUACCAACAAAUUCAUUCAUGCAAUCAACACCACAACGAAAUAUGUUUCGUGUUUUUCAACCAUCAUCAUCACGAAUUAUCAAUAGUUUGAAUACACAAUCAACAUCAUCAUCUUAUCGUCGAUAG